Molecule: messenger RNA, 867 nt
Organism: Fusarium vanettenii 77-13-4
Lineage: Eukaryota; Fungi; Ascomycota; Sordariomycetes; Hypocreales; Nectriaceae
Exons: 6
Coding region: 1-867 (288 amino acids)
Biological process (GO): mitochondrial L-ornithine transmembrane transport
Molecular function (GO): L-ornithine transmembrane transporter activity
Source: RefSeq, a predicted model, not a curated record
AUGAACUCCGAUACGGCCAAGAAUAUCGCCGCCGGGACUAUGGGGGGUGUCGCUCAGGUCAUGAUUGGACAGCUACAUUAUCAAGGUUCGACUUCAAGCCAGUGGCAGGAGUGCCUUUACUGUUGCCGGAAACAUCUGGCGCCGGGAGGGGCCCUUGGCUUUUUACAAGGCACCAUACCCCCGUUACUCGGAGUCGGCGCUUGCGCCAGCAUCCAGUUUGGCGCAUUUUACUUCUUCCGAGAGCUACUGGAAGAACGAAACAGGAAUCUACAAAGUAACGAUGAUGGAACAUUGUCCCUCGGGCAAUUCUACUUGGCAGGAGGUGCUGCAGGUCUUAGCAACAGCGUACUAUCCGGUCCGAUUGAGCAUGUCAGGACUCGCCUCCAGACGCAGCCUCACGGCGACAACCGUCUCUACGCAGGGCCUACCGAUUGUGUUCGAAAGAUAUGGAGUCAUUCAGGUAUUGGCGGCAUCUACCGAGGCCAAGUAGUCACCAUUCUCCGCGAAUUUCACGGCUUCGGAAUCUGGUUCGCAUCGUACGAAGGCCUCGUCCAAAAGGUUAUGGAGCUAGAUCAAAGGCCUCGAAGCAAGAUUCCAAGCUGGAAAUUUGCACUCUGUGGCGGUAUUGCUGGAGAACUCAUCUGGCUAGUGACGUAUCCGUUGGACGUGAUCAAAAGCAAGAUGCAGACCGACGGGUUCGGGGCUGAGAAGAGGUAUAAGAAUAUGCGCGAGGCUUUUCGAGUGACGUGGAAGAAUGGAGGUGUUGCGGGUUUGUUCAAGGGGAUUGGACCGACGUUGCUUCGAGCGAUGCCUGUUUCUGCUGGGACCUUUGCAGUAGUUGAAAUGGUACGCAAGGCCCUUGCGUAG